AUGGUCGCUGCACACCCUCUCCCUGAAGGCUUCACUGAAAUAGAAGUGUUUGCCAUUGGCACUGCCCUGCUGGUAGAAGCCCUGCUUGGUUUCUGUCUGAAUGGCUUGACAAUUAUUUCUUUCCGCAAAAUCAAAGAGCUGCGGACGCCGAGCAAUCUGCUGGUGCUCAGCAUCGCCCUGGCCGACUGCGGGAUUUGCAUCAACGCCUUCAUCGCUGCCUUCUCCAGCUUCCUCAGAUACUGGCCCUAUGGCUCUGAUGGCUGUCAAAUCCAUGGAUUCCAUGGCUUCCUGACAGCCCUGGCCAGCAUUAGCUCCAGUGCUGCCGUGGCCUGGGACCGAUACCAUCACUACUGUACAAGGAGCAGGCUACAGUGGAGCACAGCUGCCUCCAUGAUGGUGUUUGCAUGGCUGUUUGCUGCCUUCUGGUCCGUGAUGCCCUUGCUGGGCUGGGGAGAAUACGACUACGAACCCCUCCGAACCUGCUGCACCCUGGACUACAGCAAAGGGGACAGAAACUAUGUCACAUUCCUUUUUGCUCUGUCCACUUUUAAUUUCAUGAUCCCAGGCUUCAUCAUGCUGACAGCCUAUCAGUCCAUACACCAAAAGUUCAGGAAAACUGGGAACUUUAAGUUUAACACUGGUUUGCCACUGAAGACACUGGUCAUUUGCUGGGGUCCCUACUGCCUCCUGUGCUCCUAUGCAGCAGUGGAAAAUGUGAUGUUCAUUCCACCAAAAUACCGCAUGAUUCCUGCUCUUGUUGCCAAGACUGUGCCAACGGUGGAUGCCUUCGUAUAUGCCCUGGGAAAUGAAAACUACAGAGGAGGAAUAUGGCAGUUCCUCACAGGACAGAAGAUUGAGAAAGCAGAGGUUGAUAACAAAACUAAAUAACCCAUUAUGGUAUUAAACAAAAUUACUGCAGGUACAUCACUGAAAGCAAAAUUCAAGAGAAAACUGAAUGCAUUCUCUGAUAUGUAUGUGCAAAGGUGGUUCCACAUUGGAAAGGCUGUGCAUUGGCUGCAAACAAUGAAAUAUGGAAAGAAAGCCCUUGAGAUAACUGUCCAAACCAUCAUGAGCUGCUUGUCAAACAAGCUGCCUUA
Messenger RNA from Melospiza georgiana, 1097 nucleotides. It is a transcript of the gene RGR, whose product is annotated as retinal G protein coupled receptor. Bases 1 to 888 code for a protein of 295 amino acids. Gene Ontology annotation, cellular component: membrane. The transcript is spliced from 7 exons. Lineage: Eukaryota; Metazoa; Chordata; Aves; Passeriformes; Passerellidae. Gene Ontology annotation, biological process: visual perception; G protein-coupled receptor signaling pathway; phototransduction. The record is from RefSeq and is a predicted model, not a curated record. Gene Ontology annotation, molecular function: G protein-coupled receptor activity.